AUGAAAAAAAAUUUAGAAAAAACAGAAAAGUUAGAACAACUAAUCAAAACUGAACUCAAAAAAAAAGUAAAGGGACCAGUGAUAUGGAGUAAGGAUCUAGAAAUAACUCGUUUCGCUACUGAUAAAAAUUAUGCUAUCAUUUUUAACAGACAGGCUUUUCGACUUAUUACUUACGAAUUUGUUAAUGAAGAACAAAUAAAAAUAACCUCGAUUAGAAGAUAUCCUGAUUCAAGUCUGUUGUUUAAAUAUUCGACGCUAGAAAGGGCACAUGAAGAAGCAAAAAAAGUUGAAGAGGGAAUUAAAACUCAAUAUGAAUUGCAGGAAUUAAAGUCUAAAGAGUUACCAGAAUUAGAAGAAAACCUAAUUAGGGAAAAAAAUAAACGAUUAGAAGAUAAAAAAGAUGAGUUUGUAGAAAAAAGAAGUACUGCAACUAAUAAAAAAGAAAAGGCACAGAAAAAAUUAAGGAUUUAUUUAAGUUCUGUUAGGCGACAAAAUGAUGAUGACUUGAAAGAUUCUGAACUUACUAAAUUACUAAAUGAAAUUUGCGAAAAACAACAAGAAAUCACUUUAUUAGAAAGAAAAUACGAGUCCCAAAUAUUGAAAGAAGGAUCACAAAUUCCAGUUAGAGAAGAAAAUAUUAACUCUGAAGAAAAUAAAGCCUUAGAAUUGCAAGUCGAUAAAACUGAAGUUCAAAUUGGAUUUCCAACUCCUCAACAAGUAGUGGAAUUAGGGAAAAAAAUAGUUGAUCAGAAAUUAGAAACUCAAGAGCAAGAGCAACAAACUCAACAAGAAGUUCCGCCUAAAGGCAACAAUUAG
This is a messenger RNA of Funneliformis geosporum, 816 nucleotides long. NCBI's taxonomy places the organism in Eukaryota, Fungi, Glomeromycota, Glomeromycetes, Glomerales, Glomeraceae. The record is from the annotation of a GenBank genome assembly.